Molecule: messenger RNA, 293 nt
Organism: Dentiscutata heterogama
Lineage: Eukaryota; Fungi; Glomeromycota; Glomeromycetes; Diversisporales; Gigasporaceae
Source: the annotation of a GenBank genome assembly
CUGAAUUAACUGCUUCAUUUUUUAAGCUAUCAAAAAGUUUAUCUUGCUUAGCAAAGUAUUGUGAUUUACCACUUUGUCAUGUGAUUCCAACUAAUGCAAACAUAGAUUGCUAUUCUUUACGAUUUACACCACUAACUAAUUCUGCUGCAGCUAUACUUGUUGAAAAAUCUAUUUCAGGUGAUUCAUUACUAUGUUCCGUUGUUGCUUUACAAUUUAGACAUUUAAUUAUAAUUUUAAUUCAAAAUCCAUUUACUGUUAUCGAGGGCUUUUUAUUAGUAAUUUCAGCAGUAUAA